Molecule: messenger RNA, 1587 nt
Organism: Neolamprologus brichardi
Lineage: Eukaryota; Metazoa; Chordata; Actinopteri; Cichliformes; Cichlidae
Gene: psma6a
Product: proteasome 20S subunit alpha 6a
Biological process (GO): ubiquitin-dependent protein catabolic process
Cellular component (GO): proteasome core complex, alpha-subunit complex; proteasome core complex
Source: RefSeq, a predicted model, not a curated record
CUUCCGGUGCAGAAUCGUGCCAUGUUUUGCUUCUGUUUUUAACUCAGUUUAGUUUCAGAUUCGGUCUAGACCACUUUACCUCAAUUAUUUCCUGCCGUCAUGUCCCGGGGGUCGAGUGCGGGGUUUGACCGGCACAUCACCAUCUUCUCCCCGGAGGGAAGGCUCUACCAAGUCGAGUAUGCCUUUAAAGCGAUAAACCAGGGCGGAUUGACCUCUGUGGCCGUCAGAGGGAAGGACUGUGCUGUAGUCGUGACGCAGAAGAAAGUUCCUGACAAGCUCCUGGAUGCUGCGACAGUCACACACCUGUUCAAAAUCACAGAGAACAUAGGAUGUGUUAUGACCGGCAUGACUGCUGACGGCAGGUCUCAGGUGCAGCGCGCACGGUACGAGGCGGCUAACUGGAUGUACAAGUACGGCUACGAGGUGCCCGUGGACAUGCUGUGCAAACGCAUGGCCGACAUCUCCCAGGUUUACACCCAGAACGCGGAGAUGAGACCGCUAGGCUGCUGUAUGAUAGUGAUCGGGAUUGAUGAGGAGUUGGGCCCACAGCUGUUCAAGUGCGAUCCAGCCGGCUACUACUGCGGCUUCAAGGCCACGGCAGCCGGAGUGAAACAGACAGAGGCCACUAGUUUCCUGGAGAAGAAAGUGAAGAAGAAGCUGGACUGGACUUAUGAGCAGACUAUAGAGACGGCUAUCUCAUGCCUGUCUACUGUUCUGUCCAUCGACUUCAAGCCCUCGGAGCUAGAGAUCGGAGUCAUCACGGCACAAGAGCCCAAAUUCAAGAUUCUGUCAGAGGCCGAGAUCGAUGCUCACCUGAUGACUUUGUCUGAGCGGGAGUGAAGAACGGAGGAUAAACAGUAAAAAGCAUCAACACACAAAAUGUCUCAGCUGGAAGGAAGAUGAAGGAGGAGCUGGUAUCAUCUUCUUCAAAAAGAGAUGAACAGUAACAGAUAACCCCGCCCCCACCCCUCCAUGCUAUCUGGUCACAAACAGGACAUGAUAUUAUCCGCGUACCCAAACCUUCGCCCCCUCCUGUGUUUUCCUUCUGCAGCCAGCUGCUAAAUGUCUCAGAUCGUGGACGGGACAUUCAGAUCAGUCCCUGACGUGACACAUAAAGUGUGACGUGGCAGCUGAUGUGACGGACGGCCGCAGCGCAGCAGCUCAGCCUGAAUGACUUCACCUAAUGAGUGUGACAUGAGCAGAUUGGAAGGUGGAGGUGUGGUAACACUACAACUUACAGCACAAUACCUCUUAAAUGUGGACUCAGUGGUCCUGUAGCUUCACUGUGCUCGGCAGUGCUUCCUGACCAUCUUUUCUCAGGGCUACCACUUACAUAUGUGUCUCUCUUCUUCAGUGUUUAAGCUUUCCCCUCCGCACUGUCUUCAGUUUCAGGAUGAAGUUCAUGCUCUGUACUCGAUGAUAACCCAGGGAACAGCUGUGGGAAUUCUCCUACAGCAGCAGGUCAUUGUCACACCCCUGUUUAAAUCUGCUCAGGUCACUAGAAAGCUGGUGUUUUGAUCUACCUGCCCUUCUGCUGCAGCUGCUGUACAUUUCCACACUUCUAUUAAACACACUUUUUAUUUAACA